Messenger RNA from Brachypodium distachyon (stiff brome), 4809 nucleotides. RefSeq names its product FIP1[V]-like protein. NCBI's taxonomy places the organism in Eukaryota, Viridiplantae, Streptophyta, Magnoliopsida, Poales, Poaceae. Gene Ontology annotation, biological process: mRNA processing. The record is from RefSeq and is a predicted model, not a curated record. The coding region runs from base 108 to 3950 and encodes 1280 amino acids. The transcript has 9 exons.
CUUCUAAUACGCAGCUCCGAAACGAACCCCGCGGCUCUCCUCCGUCCUUCCCCAGACCAUCUCGCCCGCCGCCUUCGCCACGCGCCUCCGCGGAUCCCACCAUCGCCAUGGAGGACGACGACGAGUUCGGCGACCUCUACACCGAUAUCAUCCUGCCCACAUCCGAGCCCACCAAGCCGCCGGCGGCCGAAACCCUAGCCCAAGCUGCUCCGGCCCGAAACCCUAAUUCUGCGCCAGCUCCCGCCUCGACCGCAGCCGCGGACGACGACGACGACGACGACUGGCUUCUAGGAGGGAGUGACCCCGUUGCCGGGGUCGACCCGACCGCCGACUGGGUCGACGAAGACGAAGAUGUCGGCGCUCCUCCCGCGAAGCGUGAGGUUGAUGCGAAGCCGUCCGCGGCCGCGGAGGAGUCCGAUCCGCUCAUGGGAGGUGGCGUAGGCGGCCCCGGGGCGGCUAUCCCGGGGCUUUCGUCGACGGCGGCAGCCGGUGCCGCUGGGAGCGAGGACUGGGAUAGCGACAGCGAGGACGACCUCCAGAUCGUACUCAACGAGACGGACGGACGCCGGCGGCUCGGGGAAGACGAGGGCGACGAUGAGGAUGGCGAGGACCUCGUCAUCGUCGCUGAUGGCCCUCACAUCCCUGGCAUGGAAGAGCAGGAGUGGGGUGAGGACGCGACGGCAGCUGGGCCCGAUGGGGAGAGAAAAGAGGGCGGAGAGUCUGGGAAGACGGUGCCAGUGCCUGGUGGGAGGAUCGGGUACAGUGGCGGCGGCCAGGGGUUCCACCCGCAGCAUCAUUCCAUGUUCAAGUAUGUACGACCUGGUGCUGCGCCUGGUGCUCCACUCACUGGGGCUCCUAGCGCUCCUGGCCAGUUCCGUCCAACUGGACCUCCGGGCCCUUUUCCUGGUCGAGGAAGAGGUGACUGGAGACCUGGUGCUGGUAGGGGCAUGAAUAAAGGUUUCAAUUCAGGCUAUGGAAUGUCUCCAUGGGGUGGUUCAGGUCGUGGUUUUGGCGGUGGACUAGAUUUCACACUUCCUCCUCACAAGGCAAUUUUUGAUGUCGACAUCGAUACCACAUUUGAGGAGAAGCCAUGGAAAUACCCUGGUGCUGAUAUUUCAGACUACUUUAAUUUUGGGAUUGACGAAGAGAAGUGGAAAGACUAUUGCAAGCAACUGGAUCAAUUACGAUUGGAGUCAACGAUGCAAUCUCGAAUAAGGGUGUAUGAGAGUGGGCGCUCAGAACAGGACUAUGAUCCAGAUUUGCCACCGGAGCUAGCUGCUGCGACUGGUCAUCACGACAUUUCUGCUGAUAAUCGUAAUAAAGUAGACAAUGGGCAUACAGAUUUCAGUGCCCAAGGGAGAGUUCCUACAAGCAUGCGACCGGCAAUGAUGACUGGCAGGCCUAUACAAGUUGAAACUGGUUAUGGGGAACGGUUUCCGUCUGCUGAUACACGUUUGCCUCGAAUGCGUGAAUCUGAUUCUGUUAUAGAGAUCGUGUGCCAGGUGCCAUCGGAUGAUCCAAUUGCCGAUAGUUCAGCGGAUCAGUCUGAGAAGGAUUCUCAAGGAGGUAAUAAGAAAGCCAAUGGUGUUGAAGAGAGCAGGCCAUAUACAUCAGAGAAGAAUUCCUCUUCUGGAAAGUCAGAUCAUACCAGAAGGUUACCUGUUUCAUCUGAAGGUGAUAUGCUCGCAGCAGAUGCCCAGGGCCGUUCCCCACCAAACUACAAAACAAGGGGUUCCCCUUCUCGUGGAGCAAGGUCAUCGAAAGGAAGCUCUAUGGGUGCAAACCCUAGGCAAGAAACUGAAAGCCUCAAUGAAGUACCUCGCCAAACAACAUCCUCAAAGAGGCGCCGUGAUUCCCAGAGAGAGAAAAACCCUGUUGAUGACUCAGAAACUAAGGAUGGCUCUGAAGGAUCACCUGCUGUUGGUGAUGAAACAGCAGAUAAGCUGAGCACAGAUCAGUUUGCUGAUAAUGAUGAUAAGCUUGCAUUGGUUGAUAGUGCUGAAGUGGAUGGUGAUGAUGCUAUCUCAGAACCUCGUACAGCUAGCGAGACAAAUGAGGGAGAUAAGUUGUCUCAUUCUUAUAAAAAGCAGAAACUAAUUUCUAGGGUUGAGCAGCCGCCUGUACUCAACAGUAGUGAUCAGGAUGAAUUGAGGACAGUCAAUAGUGAAAAUAGUAGAGGGAGGUCUGGUAGCAGCAAAGAUAAUCAGAAACGCCUCGAGUCUGGUGAAGAAGUUCUGCAAGAUAGGCUGUCCAGGCGAGUAAAUGAUGUAAGAAGGCAUCAUGGUGGAGAAGAUCGUGAUUCCCGUCGAAAGGAUGAGUACACUCGAGACGUCAAAGCAGACAUAGAAAGGACACAUUUGGCCUCUAGAGGUAGGGAGGAUAUCCAUCAUCCUCAUGUGAACAGAGACCGGGACAUACGUGGUAAAAGUAAUGAUAGGGUAAGAGAGCCAGAAACUUGGCAGAGGAGAGAAGACAACAUUCACAAUAGAAGAGGUAAAGAGGAAGAUUUGAGGCUCGACUACAAUGCUGAUGUUGGUGCAAGACAUAGAAAUAAGGCGAGGAAUGACAGGGAUGAAGAUCCACAUUCAAGAAAAUGGUUGGAUGAUGGUGACUGGAGGGGCUCUAGACAGAGAGAGCGUGGUGAUAUGGUUUUGAAUCGUCGUGAAAGUUUGGAUGAUCCUCACAUCAAGAGGAAGAAGGAUGAAGAGAACAUGCGGAGAAUAAAAUCCGAGAAUGAAGAUACAGUACAUGCUUAUAGAGGAAGGGAUGACCCGAACAAAAGAAAGAGAGAGCGGGAUGAUGUACUUGAUCAGAAAAGAAGAGAUGACAGUGUUAGGAUGCGGGAGAAGGCUGAUGAUCGUAGUUAUGCCAAGAACAAAGAGGACAACUGGCGGCAGAGGGAAAAGGAGGACAGGCAGAGGCCUAAGCAUGAAAACACACUGAUCCUUCAGAGAGAAGAAGGAAGAGGAACUGGUCGGGGUGGACGGAUUAUGGAUGACAAACCUGUCAGUGCUGGCAGGAAGAAGGAUGAAUCAAGGUCUACAUUAUUAAACAAAGAAACCCAAGAGCGCAGCAAACAAAAUGAGUCUGGGAGGAGAGGUCAAGGCGCAGAAGAAAAUAACAUGCUGAAUAAAGGACGUUCUGAUGUACGUCCACGUGAUGACAAUUCCAAUAAUAGUGAAAGGAACUCCAGGCAAGAAAAAAUAAAUAAGACUCAUGACAAUAAUCGUCUAUCCAGCAGUUCUGAUGCUCGCCAUGCAAGUAGGGAUAGGUACAGGGAGAGCACAAGAAAGGGCAGAGGUUCUGAGCCUAAUGAGCAAGAUCUUCACAGAUCUAGCAAGAGAAGGCGUGACGACCAUGACAGCCAUCGUAGUGGGAAGGUUGAGAUGAAAGGAGUGAGGGAGCAAGAAAAUGGUAGGGAUCAGGCCGCAUCAUCCAAGAUGAGCAAGAAUCCUCAACGACAUGAUUCAUUUGUCAAACAAGGGGAAGAAGAUGCCAUGUCAGAUGAUGAGAACACUGAGGAUUCAAGAAGGGGUCGAUCUAAGUUGGAGCGAUGGACAAGCCACAAAGAGAUUGAUUACAGUAAUAUUGAUAAUGAGACCACACAUACAUUUCCCUCCAUCAAAGCUGAUGCCCAAGUCCCAACUGCUGAUGUGUCAGGUAAAUCUGAUAUUCCUGCUGUAGUUGGCAACUCGGACCUCAAGAGCAGUGGUGAUAAUGGUCAAGCAUCUGAAAAGACGGCUGAGGAGCGUGACCGACAUCUAGACACAGUCGAGAGGCUCAAGAGAAGAAGUGAACGCUUCAAACUUCCUAUGCCUGGCGAGAAGGAGCCACCCCAGAGCAAAAAGGCAGAUACUGAAGUGCAGACUCCCCAGAACGAAUCUCCUGCUGCUGGUAUUGAAGUGAAGCCAGAGCGACCAGCUCGCAAGAGGAGGUGGACUGGGAGUUGAUUGGAAGUUGGAAUCGUAUCUUCAUCUGAAGACGUCGAUGCAUAUCUUGUGGCCGAUGGUCACACCUCACUCUAUGCCUUUCAUGUUACAACUGAAAGUUGAAUUGAUGUAUGAUUUUUACUGUGUAACUUAUAUACCUGUAUGUGUAACCAUACAUACAUGUUCAUUUGUGGCUGGGGACCAGACACUGUAUAUUUUUUUCAUUCCUUCCCCCUCUUAGGAUUCUGGCCCCAGUGUGGCACUGGUGCCAUCGAACUCCAGAUAGCAAUGAGGUUUACGCGGGGGACUGAGGAGCAGUCCCCUUUGGAGUUUCCGCAGUUCAGCUGGCUGCUACUCCGACAACAAAUCUCUGGGUUCAGAAGGAGCUACAUUUUUGAAGAAGUGCCAGAUGCUUAAAUAUGAACUUCCACCGACUUGGAAACAUUGGAUUUUGUAUGGUUCUUAAUGGGUGUUACUUCAAAGUUACGACGGUUGCUAUGUGAUGUUGGCCGCAGAAGCAACCGAUCGACUUCCUGUUUAUGAAUGCCAGGUGAUUUGAGGAUCAAGAGCUGCAGAUCUCAAGUGUUAUGAGUUAUGAAAACUGAUGUGUAUGUUUACUUACCACUUAUGUGUACAUUAUGAGAACUGGCACGCACAAGAUGAGAUGCGGCAAGAUAGCUUGUAGGGUAAAGCUGCGUGCUUUACUGGAUGUUUUGGACAGAGCAAUAAUAUAUACCUGUAGGCAGUGCUAGUAGGUAAAAGGGGGAUGAAUUGUUUGUUGAGGUGGUUAGGAAUGUACAUGUACUUAGUUCCUCACAAAUUUUGCUUAUUUAUACUGGGAUUAAGGUGGCAGUCUGUAACACGAUUGAAUAUUUGCACU